Molecule: messenger RNA, 861 nt
Organism: Tachyglossus aculeatus (Australian echidna)
Lineage: Eukaryota; Metazoa; Chordata; Mammalia; Monotremata; Tachyglossidae
Product: protein FAM170B-like
Exons: 2
Coding region: 115-861 (248 amino acids)
Biological process (GO): fertilization
Source: RefSeq, a predicted model, not a curated record
UCCCUGACCCAGUGACCUAGGAGCUCGACGACCAGUCCUGGAACCUGCAUAUAGGUUUGGAGAGCGGUAAGGAGUCGUUCAUCUGUCCUGGUGUCCCCGGAGUAGGGCUGCGAGAUGACCCCCAUGACCUUGGAGGAAGAGCAGGCCCAGGAGGCUAGGAGUGAGGCUCCUUCUCUUACCUAUUACUACACCUGCCCCUCCAACUCCUUCUCCCACUCUGAUUACCACACUGGCUUCUUGACCCAGCCCCUUCACGCAUCUGGGGAGAAGACGGAGGAAGAGGCGGAACAAGAAACGAGGUACGCUUACUACACCUGCGUGAAGACCGUGACCGGCGUGGCCAUCGCCUGGGAGACCAAGGCUGGAUUCUGCCCGGUCCGCAAUAGGCCUCAAGUGUUCGAGAUGGAAUUCACCGCGAGGAAGAGAGCUAGGAAGGAGAACGACAAGGAGAAAAGCCCCAAGAGGAGAAAAAUGAGCAGAAACUCGAGCAACAACAGUGACGAGCCCUGGCUGGAUUCCCCCUGGGAAGAUCACGAGGCUGACACACCCGAACCCCUGCGAGACACCGAGGAGAGACGGGACGCUCCCGAACCGCUGGACAUGCCCACAACAUCUGAGGCCUGCGAGGAGAACCGGAAGACCCCAGAGUGGCUCUCGACCAACGCUAGAGGCUUCCGCUGCAUGGCCUGCUGCAGGGUAUUUCCCUCCAUGAAAGCCUUCAGGCAGCAUGUCAUGCACGGAGAAAAAGAGGGCUUCACCUGCCACAUUUUCCACAAGAAGAUGAGGGAAAGCAGAAGGGUUUCACAACGGUCCUCACGUAAGGUCUGGAACCUCUGUGGCUGCCGAUUAAGGAAAAAAUAA